AUGGAAAAAGAAAAUUUUACAUUUAUGACAGAGUUUUUUCUGGUGGGGCUUUCUAAUUACCCAUCACUCCAGAUGCUUCUUUAUGUGCUCUGCCUGUUGAUGUACUUGGUGAUUCUUCUGGGAAACAGUUUUCUCAUUAUCAUCAGUAUCCUGGAUCCCCACCUGCAUAAUCCUAUGUAUUUUUUUCUUGGGAAUCUUUCCUUUCUGGACAUCUGCUACACAUCCUCCUCUAUCCCUCAAAUGCUAGUUAGCUUUACAUCUGAAAGAAAAUCCAUCACUCUCAUUGGAUGUGCCCUGCAGUUGGUCAUUUCCCUUGGACUUGGGUCCAUAGAAUGUCUGUUGAUGGCAGUAAUGGCUUUUGACCAAUAUGUAGCCAUCUGCAAUCCCCUAAGAUACACCAUCAUCAUGAACAAAGGACUCUGUGUGCAGAUGGCUGCUUGGACCUGGAUUAUAGGAUUUCUGAAUUCUCUGAUACAAUCCGUGCUUGCCCUAAAAAUGCCCUUUUGUGAGAUCAUAAUUGACCACCUUGCCUGUGAAAUUCUUGCUGUUCUCAAACUUGUCUGUGUAGACAUCUCCCUCAAUGUAUUUAUUAUGAUAAUUGCAAGCAUUGUUCUUUUAAUCACUCCUCUGCUGCUUAUUUUCUUCUCUUAUGUGUUUAUCAUCUCAACUAUCCUAAGAAUUAAAUCUACUGAAGGAAGGCAAAAGGCCUUUUCCACUUGUUCAGCCCACCUGACAGUAGUAAUCUUGUUCUAUGGUUCUGCUCUUUUCAUGUACAUGAAGCCCAAGUCAAAAGACACUAAGCUUUUUGAUGAACUUUUUGGGUUGUCUUAUUAG
This is a messenger RNA of Sarcophilus harrisii (Tasmanian devil), 834 nucleotides long. Its product is annotated as olfactory receptor 13D1-like. Lineage: Eukaryota; Metazoa; Chordata; Mammalia; Dasyuromorphia; Dasyuridae. Gene Ontology annotation, molecular function: G protein-coupled receptor activity; olfactory receptor activity. Gene Ontology annotation, biological process: G protein-coupled receptor signaling pathway. The record is from RefSeq and is a predicted model, not a curated record. The coding region runs from base 1 to 834 and encodes 277 amino acids. Gene Ontology annotation, cellular component: membrane. The transcript has a single exon.